This is a messenger RNA of Botrytis sinoallii, 627 nucleotides long. RefSeq lists its product as uncharacterized. The transcript has 4 exons. Lineage: Eukaryota; Fungi; Ascomycota; Leotiomycetes; Helotiales; Sclerotiniaceae. Bases 1 to 627 code for a protein of 208 amino acids. The record is from RefSeq and is a predicted model, not a curated record.
AUGUCCUCUUCAGUAUCAGCAGGUUCCAAGAGACCUGCCGCUGCCAUUUCUUUCAACAAUCACUCCGGCUCAACCCCUAAGCGCCGUAAGAACUCUAACACUCCAUCCCUCACAAGAAGCGAGAAAUCCGAUUUGGCAUAUUUUCAACGUGAGGAAUCUAAAGACGCAGGAUUCAUUGCUUUUUUUAUUGCAAACAACCAUUUUCUUCGCUCUGAGACACCAGCCAGUGUAGUAGCCACUUUGGCAAAUAAGGGACAAAUCCUUCGAAAACGUAUGCUUGAGGGCUUACACAGCUUGCAGGAGCAAAAGGAAAGAAUUGAUGGUUUAAUUGCCAAAACCUUAGAAUAUGUGGCACCUCCUUUGCUUGCUAUCGAGCCGUUUGCGUUGCACGAACACUGGGUUCUGAACCGUCGAUCGACCUAUGAUAUAGUCACAGACAUGCUCGAGGGGGAUGCUGAUAUGAGCGAUGUCCCUUACCUCACGACUGAAGAGAUACUCGAGCGGGAAGCUUCAUACCAGAAUACCGAGGUGGAGAUGACAGCUAAACGUGAACAAUGGCGUCUAGAGUCUGAACAAAGACGGGAAGAACCGCCAUUGCAAUUAUUCUCCUUUGAAGAUGCAGAAUAG